AUGGAUUCACAAGAUUUGUUGCAACAACGAAGUGUGGGAGUCUCAGACCGUCGCGUCUGUCUGUUUCUCUAUAAGAGCAACGCUUUGUUUCUUUAAAUUGUUUAUUCCAAAGUGUGUUUGUUGAAGAAUUUAGUUGUUUCCACACAAAGAAAAGGAAAAAAAAGAAAAGAAAUCACGGGUCUUCUUAUUCUCUCAUGCAAACCUCAACAAAAAAAAGGGGGCAUGGGUGCGUAGGAUAAGCGAAGAAGCGCACGAUAGCCUUCACCACUCAUCCAUGCUUGGUAUACUUUGCGCCACUCGCCCCAAGCCUUGGAUCUUCUCCUUCCUCCACGGUUCGCCGGCGCAUCACGCCGCUCGCCUUGCCCACGGCUUCGCCUCCGACUUGUCGCCGUCUUUCUCUCAUUUUGGACCCGACAGCUUCACGCGCGGCCGCAUUCAUUCCAGUGCGUGUAAGCUUCGCGGCGGCGGUGGCUCCGGUGCCGCCGCCGCAUCAAUAUGGCAUGCUAUAUUGCCUUGCGGCGGCGACGGAUUGCAGCGCGGCGGCGGCGUCGUGACUGUCCACCAUGACCACGAGCUGAAGGGGGAGGGAUCGUGGAACGUCGCGUGGGACGCGCGUCCUGCAAGGUGGCUCCACCGUCCUGACUCGGCCUGGCUCCUAUUCGGCGUCUGCGCCUGCCUUUCGCCGCCAGUUUGCGCCGAGGCCGAUCCAGAGGCGGUGCCGGCAGCACCUCCGGCGGUUCCGGAGGAAAAUUCUGAUGGACGUGAAUUGAUGGUUGUUGAUGAUGAGGUCUCAUCUGAUUACAGAGUCACUGGGGUGCCUGCUGAUGGUCGAUGUUUGUUUAGAGCAAUAGCUCAUGGAGCUUGCUUAAGAAAUGGGGAAGAAGCACCUGAUGAGAAUCGUCAAAGGGAACUGGCUGAUGAAUUAAGAGCUCGAGUUGUAGAUGAGCUGCUGAAAAGGCGUGAUGAAACUGAAUGGUAUAUAGAAGGAGAUUUUGAUGCGUAUGUGAAGAGAAUUCAAGAGCCUUAUGUUUGGGGCGGGGAACCUGAGCUGUUGAUGGCUUCUCAUGUUUUGAAGACACCUAUAUCUGUCUUCAUGAGAGACACAAACUCUGUUGAUUUGCUAAACAUAGCAAAAUAUGGUGAAGAAUAUAGGAAAGAUAAGGAUAUUUCCAUCGAUGUCCUGUUUCAUGGGUAUGGUCAUUAUGAUAUAUUGGAGACCUUAUGAACAAAAUUGCAGGAAAAAAAAAACACUUAGCACAGUACAAAUUUCACUUGCCUUGAUCACGCGGUUUAAGACUUAUCUCCCAUAGAGUUUUUUUAUUUUUUGGGUCAUUCUGGAAGAGUUUCAGUUAAUUUAGUAUCCGUUUGCAACUGUAGUUUAAGCUGCAGGAAACUUCAAUUCAAGCAACGCAAUUUUUGUAGUUUGCUUAUUUUCUUGUAUGUUUAGAAUUCAACCUACCACAAUUAUCAUAGUGAGAAAUAAGAAUAAUGUGAUCAUGAUUAUCUUUAUUGUUGUUUGAUUUACAUGUAUUCUAUGCU
Gastrolobium bilobum is the source of this 1539-nucleotide messenger RNA. RefSeq lists its product as uncharacterized. Gene Ontology annotation, molecular function: cysteine-type deubiquitinase activity. Bases 275 to 1225 code for a protein of 316 amino acids. The record is from RefSeq and is a predicted model, not a curated record. The transcript has 5 exons. Gene Ontology annotation, cellular component: cytosol; nucleus. NCBI's taxonomy places the organism in Eukaryota, Viridiplantae, Streptophyta, Magnoliopsida, Fabales, Fabaceae. Gene Ontology annotation, biological process: protein deubiquitination; endoplasmic reticulum unfolded protein response.